Molecule: messenger RNA, 8607 nt
Organism: Dicentrarchus labrax (European seabass)
Lineage: Eukaryota; Metazoa; Chordata; Actinopteri; Moronidae
Gene: entpd1
Product: ectonucleoside triphosphate diphosphohydrolase 1
Exons: 10
Coding region: 6733-8208 (491 amino acids)
Biological process (GO): nucleoside diphosphate catabolic process
Cellular component (GO): plasma membrane
Molecular function (GO): UDP phosphatase activity; GDP phosphatase activity
Source: RefSeq, a predicted model, not a curated record
UACACACACAUUCAUGCACACACAAGAGCAGGAAAUCCUUCCUACUCAGUGAACCAGCAGUAAGAUGUACCAGAAGUACGUACAGAAAAUGUUAAGUAUCAGGUGAGUGUGUGUUCUCUUCCAACUGUGUGACUUGCUUUACUGCAUGUAGCAGCUGUGUAGCAGUGUGGGGCAGGUGUGUGACUUUUCCAUAGCAUGUGUGGAGUGUGCGUACAGCCAGGCAUAAGCAAGUGUGUGUUUUGUAUAUAAAACUAACAGGGAUUUGAGGUCUGUGUAUUUGUUUUGCAUAUACACACUGUGGCACACUUACAGAGAGGCACUCUUUAAGAUCAUGUGAUGUUUAUGACAGUUUAUCUGUCAAACUGCAUGUGACUGACGGUAACUGUGCAACGUUAUCUGGCUAAUUAAAUGCAUUUAAUAGGGGUUGGUUAAAGUUUCCUUCUGACGUGAUACAAUAUUUUUAUUGAUGUACAGAUCACUCAACAGAGCAACUAAUCAACUACUAAUUACUGUGUCAGCAAUUGUUUCAUGCUCAGUACGAACCUGAAUGGGUACUGUAUUUGAGUUUUCAAAUGAGCCAAAUAUUAUUUGCACUUAUAUGGUUUGUUUCUAGUCAUUAGUGAAUUCAAGAAGGUUCAGACAGUCUCAUAAUUGUAUAGACAAAGUGUAAAAUGUAAAACCUAGAACCUAGAGACAUUGAACCAAAACUAUGUUUGUUUCUCAAAAUCUCAAAAAAUGUAUUCAAAAGUCAAAUAAGAGGCUGCUAUCUCAUCUAAACUGAGAAGAUAAGGUGCAUGCUUCUCCAGGUAGAUUCAAGGGUCAGUUCACUCAAAUGAUAAAAAAGAAAAAGUAAUUGCCAUGCAGAUGGUUUUAGAUUUAUAAGUUGAGGUUUUAAGAUAUCCCAAAAAUGUAAGCAAACACCAAAUUUGCUUUAGUGACUGAUCCCUUAUCUACUGUGUCCAGAUAAGGCUCUGACUAUCCACACAGAUGAAAAUAAACACAAAGUCACCACCGAAGGAAGAAUAUUAGCUUUGUAGCUGUUAUUUCCCUCUGACCCAGGAUGUUCGGCAAUAUUCUUUAGAAUGAAACUGCAACUGUUUUUUUUUUCUCUGCUGAAGGUCAGGGUAGACCAGUCCAGCCCAGGGUUAGCGUCAGUGUGUCCUGUAGGCAAGGUCAGACUGGACUGAACACCAGUGAGAACAGAACAACUUCCCCGUGGCAGACAGAGAUGCUUCCUUUCAUUUCUCAUCAUAUGACACCGCCAGAGGUUCCCUUUUUACAGGACGCAGUAGACAAUGUUAUUUCACAAUGGCCCGAACAAGACAGUAUUUAUAGAGCUGCCAACAGAAACAAAACUUUGCCUGAUUAAUUGGAAAAAGCAAGAAACCCAGUGACAACUCAAGGACACUGUGUUCAGAGGCACAAUGGUGUGUGGUGCGUGGGGACGAUGAAUGCGUUUCCCCGUGAGGAGGUUAUGUGGAUUUUUGUUUGUGUAUAUGCAUGUGUGUUAAGCUGAAGAGGAAAAUAACAUAAUUUACUCAGAAGGAAAUAAUUGUGUACAUCAAUUCAGAAAUACACAUUACCAUUAUUUUUGUUAGAGAGCUGAUAUUGCUGUGUAGCACACUAUGUUCAAAACAUUAAAGGCUAACGCUUUCAGGUAAGGAGUUAAAUAAAUAUAAUCAUAGCUUGUAGGGGUAGGCUUCCAUCUUUAUCGUUCAGUCUGUGUCAUCUGUCAUGAAGAUAUAGCGUUAGCAUUUUAAAUAAAUAUCCAGACAAAUGAUCCAUCACCAUGUCAGUAAAUUUAAACAACUGAACUUGAGUUCAAAGUAUAUUCAGAGUUCAGCAGCAGAAAUCUCUUUUGCACUUUAUUACUUUCCAGACAUGGACAACAUGCUGCCCUGACAGGGAUUUGCAUUAAGCUUAGUGAAUAUCCCCCUCAGUGUUUGUCCUAGAAGCUCAGAAGAGCUUUUAUUUCAGGUGGCAAAGAAAAUAAAUGGCUGAAUUUCAUUAAAAGCCAUGGAAUUUCACGGGUAUUGGUAUUUACUAUUUAAUACUUAAUAGACAAGUACAAUUUUGAGGUAUUGGUUAUACUAUUUUUGUACUGAGACGUUUAAUUGCACAGUUAUCCAGCAGCUGUAGUUUGUUGGCUCUAUAAUUUUGUCAUCCGUCUUAUUUCUUUCUGUUUUCCCUUUAUCGCUCCUUCUUUAAUCUUUCAUCAUUUCUUUCCUUCUUAAACUGUGCUUCAAGCAUGAAAAUCCAGAUUUAGAACAAUGAGUAUUUUAACUUUGGAUACUUUUAGCUGAUUCUUGUUUACAUAUCUUACAAGGUAUUUCCCUGUAAAUUAGUAUUUUUCUACCGUGGUAUAUGCUAAUUUUACUUAAUUAAAGAGUUUAAACACUUGUUUUCCACCAGUGUUAGGCAAGUUGCAGUCACUGCGCCUAUGUGUCACAUGUAUUACCUCUACAAUGUUCGUGCAUGUGUGGCCUAGGCUUAUGACUUGUGAAAGCCUAACCACGAAAGCAGCACAACAAAUUUAGGACCUGCCUUGCAGGGGCGUUAUUGUCUCAUCUUCCAUCAUUAUGAAACCACACAGUUGAUCCCCAACUGUGACACCCAUUGACUCAUCCCUGCACACAAAGUAAAACCCAUCUCAGUAUCUGAUGUGCCAAAACAUCUUCCUUCCUCUAUUUCUCUUCCUCUCUUGUAAUUUUUUUAUCUCAGGAAAGUUAUGAGUUUCAGAUCAACGGGGGUGGAUACAGUCAUAUGGCAGGUCCUUAUUAAACAAGGAGCAGCCUGGGUUUCAACAUUAGUGCCAGUAUAAACUUUAUAGUUGUGUACUUUUUUGUGUGACGACAGCACAUUAGGCCAACCUGUGAACUGUGUAUCUUGACCUUUAUGUGUGUGUGUGUGGGCCGAUGUUUUGUUUACACAAGUACUUACAAAUGCUUUACUUUUAAGCUCAUAAAAAAAAAAAAAAAAAAUUAAAGAUCACAUUCAGGGGUUAGGUUUAGGUAAACAUUACAGUCAGUGAGGAUUCAAUUAAAGUUUAGGGAUUAGGGAAUUACUGUAGUCAACAGUCAUCUAGAUGCAAAAUGAAUGCGUGUGUAAAAAUGGCUUUGCACUGUGAAUGUCACAGCUGUUGAUAAUUGUUUUAUGGGGAAUCUCGACAGUACUUUUUCUAAACUUCCUGCUUCCUUCCAAGUACAAGUUAGUUCAAGUUCAAGUCCUCUUAGAAUUCUUACAAUAUUUGCAUUAAACUCACAAUAAAAGGACUCAAAGACAUAAGUGAUAGCAGAUGUUAUGUUUUCCACUUUCGUUUCUCCAUGCUCUCUGUUACCCACGAAUCUGUCUGUCCUGUUAACUGGCAUUAACACUAUAUUUGUGUUAAAAGAGGAGCCGGAAAUGGAAACAUUGUGUUGUGAGAUGCGAUCGUGUGGUGUUUGUCUUGAUGUGUAUCUACCAAAGCGAUGUGGAUUAGGUCUAUGUGUUUUGCUGAGGGCAGUUUUGGAAAAGUGACCAAAUUUAGGUUGAUCCCCUCUUCUUUACCUGGCUGUUAGAAGGUUAAGACUUGGUUUCAGCCUUAAGAUUAGACUAGACUUUGGAUGGUUCAAGGGUUGGGGUUAGGUAUGUAGAUGUGAUCAAGAGGGAAUGCAAUGUCAUUAAAAUUCCUCAAAGUACAAAUGUGUUUGUGUGGCCUAAGAGCUGUUUCAGUCUGUGUUGAUGUUCCGAGAGAGUUCCCUCUAUGAUCUCAUCCACUUAAUUUGCUGCUCGGGUAAGCCCUUUUUUGAGUCUCAACAUGUGUUUGUGACUUUGUGUCUGUAUCUGUCUAGUCUGCAGGUGAUUACACAUAAUGUAACAACCUUUCCCUGCUUUAACCUGAAAGCAAAUUAAAGAAGGACGAAUUAAAUGUUCCAUCUUCAUCAAAACUUCUCAUACUUAACAAUAACUGGAAGGAAGGGUGAGGUCCUGGUCAAUGCAGGGCACAUUUACAGCUUUAUUGUAACCACUUCCCUCGCUGACUUUGAUUUGUAUUAUAAUAAAGCAGGAGUUUUGCAUUUGGAGCCAGCUGUCAUUAAUAGAGACGUUCAUUAAUGCUAAGGCGAGUGGUUGACUUCACCAGCAGACAUAUCGCAGAUGUUCUCAUGCAUUUUAGAUGUGCUAGACAAACAGCUAGAGUAAUGACCACAUAGUUCAAGGCGUGUGAAGAUGUUGUAAAACAAGUACGCAUAUGUGGCAAUUACAUGUGGUUUCAUUCUAGCUUCAAUGUGGCUGCAAGCCUUCGAGGAAAGGUUUGAUGAAUCCCAUAAUCCCACUGAAGGGGAGGGUGAAGCGAAGAAGUUGCAAUCUGUAACUGCACUGCUAGAUGCCACUAAAGCCUACACAUUGGUGUUUUAUUUCACAGCAACUUUCUAUGUUGUAGUUUGGAUUUUAUAAUAGUUUUGUUGAACUUGAAAGAAUUUCGGUGCAGUUUAAACUCACAUUUUGAGCAAAACUAAGAAAGUUUGUGUCAAUUAAUAACCUUUUGUUUAGAUAAUUCACUUUCUUUCAUGGAACUUUUUCCUGCAGGAUGUUUGUUAGUAUAUAAGCUUUUGAAACAUUGUUCAGAUGAUCGGACACAAAACAUCCUGCCUACACAGUAACUACACUUUUAUUGCAAGUUUUGCCCUUUUAGCUGAUCCAUCAAGUGGUCACAAAAGCUGAAGCCAAAGAGGACAUGCCUUAACGAGACACUGAGACUCAAAAACAAGAAUGUUUUGGGGAAUGUUUGCCUUAUGGUCAGGUAUCUUAACUUGACAAUAAAUCCUAGUUGUCUCUUUCUCAUCUUAGCACAGCCCCACCCAGGCUUCCUUGGCUUUGCCAACAUUUGAUGCUAACACAUUGUCAUUAUGGGCAUUGAUUUGUAUGGGGUGUGUCUUGUAGAGGAGCAGUUUGUAGCGGCUGCAAGGCCACAGCUGGACCCUUCUCGCCUUAACUACCUUCCCAUGUGACAUGAGAGUUCAGAGGGCACCUUUAAGGCCAGCUAUCGCAGAGUAAGACAUUGACAAGGAAACAGGAUGGAGGAAAGUGACACUGGAAAACCUGUGACACUUGAAAGUAUUGUCCUCAUUUGGAACCGUAAAGUUUCCAUUUUGAAAGACUGUUUUACAGUUGUGAGUCUUUUGAGUUUCACUCAAACUUCAAGUUGUAUCAUGUGACGCAGUUGUUUUUGUUUGUAUGGAAGUUCCAAAUAAGAGAUAAUCAAAUGUGAUUAAGUACGGUGUGGUUUGGUUAUUUUAAACCAUUUCUUAAUUGAAUUUACAAGAAGAACAAGAACUAGAAACAUUUCUGUAUUGUGAUAUAUAAUACUAAUAACAAUAAUAAUAAUAAUACAGUUAUUUUAUAUAGCAUUUUAAAAAAAGGUACUCAAAGGUUAUUUACAUGGUAACAAUACAAUGGCAGAACCAGCAAAGGCAAUAUCAGUAUUAAAAAAAACAACUAUAACAACUAUAAAUGGGAAAAGUAAAACAGCAUCAAAAACAAAACAAAAACAAAAAAGAAAACAGCUGGAGCAAUAGAAAGGAGAGAAGGGGGGUAGAUCAUAGAUUGAAAGCAGGUGUUGGGGGAGAGAAUUCCAGAGGCAGCGGGCAUUAUCCGGUUCUGACAUUGUCUGAGUUAUAUUUUAAAAGAAAAGAAAAUAAGCAUGAACUUUGGUUAUUUGCUUAGAACUGGUCAAACAAUUACAGGAUCAUUGGUGGUGGCCGCAUGUAUGUGUGUCUGUGUGUUUCCUUAAUGUUAAGAGGCUUUGGGUCAGAUCUCUCCAUGGAGGAAGGUAAGAGAGUGAUAAGUGAGAUAAAAAAUUACAACAAUAAUUCUCCCGUGCGUGUUUAAAUGUGCGUGUGUCUGCAAGAGAGGGCAAGAGAAUGGAACACAUUUGCAGGCAAGUCAUGUCCUGCAUCUGCGCACACACACAAAGACACACACACACACACACACACACACACACACACACACACACACACACACACACACACAGUAGCUUUCCAGCAAUCCUUAUUCUUCAAACAUACACACAUACAGACACACACACCGCCUCAGAGAAAAGCAGGGGAUUCCAAUCCGUCACAGAGAUGACAUCACAGCCUGCCAGUAACAAAAAAAAACAGCUAAACAAGGGAGUCCCCACUUCCCCUCCCUCCUACACAUCCCACAGUAUGAAGAGAGAGAGAGAGAGAGAGAGAGAGAGAGAGAGAGAGAGAGAGCAGUUCUAGGGUGAGUUACUAACAUUAGUUCGCAGGGAGAGGAGUGAGAGGGGGAGAGCGCGAGAGAGUCCCUUUUAAGGGGUUCACAUGCACACAAGAGCCCGCUGACACACGCACAAACACGCUUUAGCUGUGUCUCCAUAGUGACCGGCUUUGCUGCUCCAGCUUGGGGAGGAAAUGCCAAACUCAGUGCUUCAGAGAACUACACAAACACACACAUACACACACACACAGCUCUUUUCUAAUCCUCUGUCCGGCCACGACGGAAAAACCUCUCCUCAUCUUAUCACUCUGCUGCCUCCCUUUGUUCAUUUUCUCCUCUUCCUGUCCACCCCAUAUUUUCCUCUCCCAUUCACUUCCACUCUUUUUUUACUAUCCCCCUCCCUCUCUCUCUCUCUCUCUCUUUCUCCCUCCCUCUCUCUCUCUCUCUCUCUCUCGCUAUCCCUCUCCCUCCUCUGUCACUGGUAAGUUCACUGAAGUAGACAACAGAGAGAUGAAAGAGAAGAACCCCUGGCACAAGCCUGUGACCAUCAUCAUCACUGUGAUUGGUGUCAUAGCGAUUGUUGCCUUGGUGACGGUAGCAGUUUUGCAGAACAGGCCACUCCCCCAAAAGUACAAGUAUGGGAUUGUGCUGGACGCUGGUUCCUCCCACACAGCUCUAUAUAUCUAUGAGUGGCCAGCAGAGAAGGAUAACAACACUGGAAGAGUUGAACAGACGCAUUCCUGCAAAGUAAAAGGUCCAGGUAUCUCCAGCUAUGCAUCCGCUCCAUUGAAGGCCGGGGAGUCUCUGAGAGCGUGCAUGCAGGAGGCAGAGCAGCGGGUCCCCGGUAAAAGAUACCACGAGACCCCUCUUUAUCUGGGUGCUACUGCAGGAAUGAGACUGCUGAAUAUGGAGAACAGUUCGGCGUCCGAGAAGGUCUUUCAGGCUGUGGAGGAAGCCCUGCAAAAGUUCCCCUUUUCCUAUCAGGGAGCGAGAAUACUCAGCGGACAGGAGGAGGGUGCGUUCGGGUGGGUCACAGUCAACUACUUGGAUGACCGCCUAGAACAGGGCUUGGAAACCACAGGUGCCCUGGACCUUGGCGGGGCCUCAACUCAGAUUAGCUUUGUAUCCGAUAAUUAUGACGGUUCAGAGUCACCAAGCAACUCUGUGACCUUCCGACUCUAUGGAAAUGAUUAUAACCUGUACACUCACAGCUUCCUGUGCUACGGGAAAGACCAAGUACUACGAAUGGCGCUGGCACACCAGACUCAAACAGGUCCAGAAUCCAUAUUAGAUCCUUGUUUCCACCCUGGCUACAAUGCAACAAAGAACUACUCAAUCCUAUAUGACAGCCCCUGCGUGUCAGACAGGAAACCCCAGAGAGCUCCUGUAAACUUCACUCACGUGGGGAAUGGAAACUUCAAACAAUGCCAGAACGUCGUCAAAAGUGUCUUCAACUUUACUCACUGCAAUUACACCCAUUGCUCUUUCAAUGGGAUCUUCCAGCCACUUCUGCAGGGGCCAUUCGGGGCUUUCUCUGCUUACUACUUUGUGAUGAACUUCCUCAAUCUGAGUGACACAUCCAUCCCUCUGGAAACUGUCAAGGAAAAGCUAGCACGCUACUGCGCUACCCCUUGGAAUCAGAUCAUCCAGCAGCAUCCAGACAUAAAAUUGAAGUAUCUGGCUGAGUACUGUUUCUCUGGCACGUACAUCCUCACCCUGCUGACAGAAGGAUACAACUUCACCUCAGACAGCUACCCCAACAUAAAAUUCAUCAAAAAGAUAAAAGGCAGUGACGCGGGCUGGACUCUGGGCUACAUGUUGAAUCUGACCAACAUGAUUCCAGCUGAGGCCCCUGACUCUCCCCCUCUGCCCCACGCCGGCUAUGUCUCUAUAGUCACCAUUAUGGCAUUACUACUCUUGAUCCUUUUCGUCGUCAGCCUGCGCCCUCUCUGGCCCCGCUGCUCCAAACAGCCUCAGAUCAUAUGAAUGCACGCAGAUGUACGUAUGAGUGAUAGCGAGGGAGGGAAUGUUAUGUGAGGGCUUUUGAGUGUCAAGGUGUGGACUAUUCUGCCAAUCUGUGAAUAAGAUUACACUUUAUACUUUCCAGCCUUUGUGAGGAGGUCAAAGGUCAAUGUCUGCUGCACAACAGUCCUGCAGCUCCUGUGGAUUCAAGGACAUUUCAGAAGGACAAAUACUUUCUCUCGCUGGGGAGUGAGUUCUGCUACUCUGGUUGAAGAACAGUUUCUGUGUUUGUAUGUUUGAGUUUGAAUGUGUGAAUUUGAAUGCGUGCUUGAAUGUGUGCACCCACAUCAGUCUGCAUGUAUGUGUCUUGAAUUAUGAUGUGAAUAUGAUACUGUAUAAAUAAAAUAACCCAAGUUUAUAUAA